AUGCAAUCUUUCGAAGCGAAACUCGGCCGGGCAACAGCACCCAACAACAGGGAGGGGAUUCUUGGUGCCAUCGGCUUAGUAGUCAAUGCCAAAGGUGACGUGCUGUAUCAUCAUGCGUCAGGUCGUCAAUCCUUAGACACGGAUGCUUCGCCGCUCGACCCGAAUAGCACAAUUGUUCUUGCCUCGGCUGGGAAGUUUAUCACUCACGUCGCAGCCUUGCAACUCGUCGAGUGUGGGAAAAUUGGUCUUGAUGAGCCCGUCUACAGUUACCUUCCGGAGCUUGAGCUCCUCCCUCUGGUCACCCGGGGUGGUGAUCAGGAUGGCCAGUCGCUCUCGCUCCGCAGACCGGCUAACGAGACAACGCUCCGUCGCCUGCUUCUCCAUACGAGCGGCCUUUCUGAUCCCGAAGUCCCUCUGGUGAGCGAGUAUCUUGCUUCAGAUACACUUGAAAAGCCGAAAGUCGCCGAGGAUGCAGACCCGAUCGUCAAACAUUUCUCGAUUCCCCUCAUAUUUGAGCCCGGCGAGGGCUUUGCGUAUGGACACAGCAUCCACUGGACUCAACUACUCAUCAAACGGCUCAGUGAUGGCGGCAAUUUUGUCAGACACGUCCAGGAGCAUAUCUUCGCCCCUCUCUCCAUGGUGUCUUCGACUUAUGCACCGCAAGCCAACGCUGAUAUCUGGGACAGACGCCUGAGGAUGGUGGAACGAGAUGGCGACAGGCUUAUACCGGCGGACGACGCGUCACAAGGCUUGACAUGCAGCAUGUUAGAUUUUGGCGCAGUUCUUAGCGAUCUGGUCUCGCCGGUCCCAAAGUUGCUUGAGCAAGAGCAGCAUAUCGACCUUCUCUUUGCUGGUCAGCUCACACCAUCAAGCGCGUCCAUGACCGAUCUGCGCGGAAGCAACGAGAACUAUAAAUUUUGCGCGGGAACACCCGCAGCUGGGAGUGCAGCACCCUUGCUGAACUGGAGCGCAGCUGGUCUGGUUGUGGAGGAUGAAGAGCUCCCGCUAUCGCGGAUGCCCAGGGGCACGGUGACGUGGGAAGGGAUGCCGAAUGUGCUCUGGGCCAUGAACCGGGAAAAAGGGUUGGGCAUGUUUUUCGCGACGCAACUGCUCCCGGUCGGUGACAAGAAUGCCAAUGAGCUUGCUUUGGAGUUUAUGAGCAGUGCUUGGAGCAAAUUUGGUUAG
Diaporthe citri is the source of this 1185-nucleotide messenger RNA. RefSeq lists its product as uncharacterized. The transcript is spliced from 2 exons. The coding region runs from base 1 to 1185 and encodes 394 amino acids. The record is from RefSeq and is a predicted model, not a curated record. Lineage: Eukaryota; Fungi; Ascomycota; Sordariomycetes; Diaporthales; Diaporthaceae.